Ilex paraguariensis (yerba mate) is the source of this 2030-nucleotide messenger RNA. The record is from the annotation of a GenBank genome assembly. NCBI's taxonomy places the organism in Eukaryota, Viridiplantae, Streptophyta, Magnoliopsida, Aquifoliales, Aquifoliaceae.
GAUUUAGGGUUGAGACAAGGGCUGCCGCGGCCUUGUUUGCUCUGCAAUGGCCACUAGGUACGUAGACCCCCUCUCUUUCUAUCUCUCACCCUCGAGAUUCAUACACCAGAUUCACUUACUGACUCAUAUAUGGCAGACGAAUGAGAGCAUUCAAGAGGUGGAUGAAAUCACAAAGCGUGGAAUGCAGCGACGCACUCGACCUGAUAGACGACGAUCUGGAAGGCAUUUCGGUGAGAACGGUGUGCGAUUUGCACGAAGGUGACCUGGUGGCGACGAUACCCAAGCGGAGUUGUCUGACAAUCAAGACCUCAGGUGCCCGGCGAUUGAUCGAAGACGCUGGUCUCGAGGGCUAUUUGGGCCUCUCCGUCUCACUUAUGUACGAGAGAAGUUUGGGCGAAAAGGGGCCUUGGUUUGAGUAUUUUCAGCUGUUGCCAGAGAGUGAGUGCAUACCUUUGAUGUGGACUUUGGAUGAAGUUGAUUCUCUUCUCUCUGGAACUGAGCUCCACAAGGGCUGCCGCGGCCUUGUUUGCUCUGCAAUGGCCACUAGACGAAUGAGAGCAUUCAAGAGGUGGAUGAAAUCACAAAGCGUGGAAUGCAGCGACGCACUCGACCUGAUAGACGACGAUCUGGAAGGCAUUUCGGUGAGAACGGUGUGCGAUUUGCACGAAGGUGACCUGGUGGCGACGAUACCCAAGCGGAGUUGUCUGACAAUCAAGACCUCAGGUGCCCGGCGAUUGAUCGAAGACGCUGGUCUCGAGGGCUAUUUGGGCCUCUCCGUCUCACUUAUGUACGAGAGAAGUUUGGGCGAAAAGGGGCCUUGGUUUGAGUAUUUUCAGCUGUUGCCAGAGAGUGAGUGCAUACCUUUGAUGUGGACUUUGGAUGAAGUUGAUUCUCUUCUCUCUGGAACUGAGCUCCACAAGAUAGUUAAAGAAGACAAGGCUCUUAUCUAUGAGGACUGGAAGGAGUGUAUUCUUCCUCUUACGGCUUCAGCUCCUUUAGUGCUUAAUCCAGAUUAUUUUGGUGUUGAACAGUACUUGGCAGCAAAGAGUCUUAUCGCUUCUCGCUCUUUUGAGAUAGAUAAUUACCAUGGAUUUGGGAUGGUUCCUUUGGCAGACCUCUUUAAUCACAAGACUGGCGCUGAAGAUGUACACUUUACUUCAGUAUCUUCGCAGUUUCAAGACGAUGAUGGUGCUGAUGACAACAAUAAUGACGAUUAUCACAAUACUGAUGAUGAUAAACCACGAACUCAAAAUUCUUGUUUGAGAGAGCAUUUUUCAAAUGGUUGUGACAUGGACUCUUCUUCAACUCUGAGGGAUGACCCUACAGUUUUGGAAAUGGUUAUUGUGAAAGAUGUCAAAGCUGGAUCUGAGGUUUUCAAUACAUAUGGGUUCGUGGGCAAUGCUGCAUUGUUGCACAGAUAUGGAUUUACAGAGCCAGAUAACCCAUAUGACAUAGUGAAUUUGGAUCUAGAACUGGUACUCCAGUGGAGUUCAUCUUUGUUUUCAAAUCGUCACAGUAGAAUGAGGCUGUCUCUGUGGAGAAAAAUGGAUUACUCUGGUUGUGUCAGCCAGAACUCUGAAUAUUUUGAAAUCUCGUUUGUAGGGGAACCACAAGUUGAGUUGCUGGUUUUACUUUACAUCAUUUUAUUACCUGAGGAAGCAUGUGAUGAGCUCGGCCUUCUGGCAUCAACUGUGGAGAAUUCCAAGAAAUCUAAAAGCUCUUUAUUAUUGGAGAAAGGCAAUAUCCUGUUUGCAAAAUGUUCGAAGUUGAGCAAGAAUUUGCUUCUGACAAAAGACGUUUGUAAUGCUCUUUUGUCCCUUGCGGAUAUUCGAGAAAGUUGCUAUGAAUUGAAUUCUGUAGAAGAUGACAUCAAAGCAAUGAACACGUGUUGUCCCAUAAAAGAGAGGAAAUUGUACCAUUCUUUGAUGUUGCGUGCUAGCGAGAGGAGAAUCCUUGAGAAACUGAGAUCUUACGCCUCUGCUGAUAUGCCAACUUCUUCAGAACUGCUAGCGGAGCCACAGUCACUAUGA